UCAAGGCUAUUGUAUGAUGGUAAGGAAUUGAGCAUUAAAGGGUAUACCAGGGCUUUGGCUUUCGACAAUAUGGAUAAAGUAGAGGUUAUGCAUAUUACGGAUGUGUCACACAUUUCGUUUUCAGACCUCCAAAAAGUAAAGUCAUUGAGAAGUAUACAUUUCAAGAAAUGCAAAGACAUGUUUUCUGCAGAACUGGAUGAGAGUGUUGUCAUCCAUUCAGUUCACAAUCUUACGAUGCAAGAAUUAUGUAUUACUGGAGAAUUGUUCUCAAAGGUUUUGAGGUGUUUCCCGGCCCUUUCCCAGCUUACCGUCGGAAAUUGUGAGAGCCUUGAACUUCUGCCUAUGGAGGAUGGAGGACUCUCGGGCCUCAAGAUGCUCCAAUCAUUUACAGGAUACGGUUGGGGGAACCUGUUCUCUCGGUGGCCCAUGGGCGAAGUAGGUGGAGGAGCUCAUGCCAUCAAGCCUUUCCCUACUUCCCUCAGGGAACUUGAGAUUUACAAAGAUACAAGCAUGCAGUCAAUGGGUCUGCUCUCAAACCUCACGUCUCUUAGCAGUCUAAGCCUGGUGAGUUGCAGAGAAUUGACAAUGGAUGGGUUCAAUCCUCUCAUCACAGUGAACCUCAAGAAAUUUACUGUAAAUAAUAUGUAUCAGAAACAAGGGAACAUGUGUAUAGCAGGGGAUCUGCUCUCAGAGAUUGCAAGGAGCAAAUUAAUGCACGCAGGUUCAUUCCAGUUGAAAGAAUAUAGGGUGGAUAGCAUCUCAGCAGUGCUUACUGUUCCCAUCUGCAGCCACCUUGCCGCUACCCUCCACACAUUGUGUUUCAGUUAUGAUCAGCGGGCAACAACCUUCACGGAAGAGCAAGAGCAAGCGCUGCAGCUCCUCACCUCCCUCAAAUAUCUCGAAUUUCAACGUUGCUAUAAUCUGCAGUCCCUCCCUCGAGGGUUACGUGGCCUUUCUUCUCUGAAGAAACUAGUGAUCUGGCGUUGUAAUAAAAUGCAAUGCCUGCCGCCUAAGGAAGGCCUCCUCGCUUCACUGGAAAAGCUGAGAGUAUGGUGUUGUGGCCGUGAGCUAAAUGUGCAAGCCAGAAAACUGAAAGAAAGUGACCCAUGGUUUUAUGUUGGAGCAGCAGGGUAAGAAGCAGCAGGCAAAGGGCAUGAGAAGGCAGCAGGUGUGCCAAAUAUGUGGCGACACUGUAGGCAGUUCGGCCAACGGUGGCGUCUUUCUUGCCUGCAACAAGUGUGCCUUCCCAGUCUGCCGCCCUUGCUAUGAGUAUGAAUGCAAGGAAGGGAACAAGUGCUGGUGCCAGACUAGAUACAAGAGGCUGUGAAAGAACUAUAAGCAGACCUGACUGAUGGAUCAUAUGACACCAGGUUUUAUCGUUCUGCCGUUAGCAUGAUUUGAUUCUGCAAACUAUGCCUUAUCUGGAAAGGAACAACACUUCUGAUGGU
Messenger RNA from Triticum aestivum (bread wheat), 1448 nucleotides. RefSeq names its product probable disease resistance protein At5g66910. NCBI's taxonomy places the organism in Eukaryota, Viridiplantae, Streptophyta, Magnoliopsida, Poales, Poaceae. The record is from RefSeq and is a predicted model, not a curated record. The coding region runs from base 70 to 1134 and encodes 354 amino acids. The transcript has 4 exons.